Molecule: messenger RNA, 4821 nt
Organism: Closterium sp. Naga37s-1
Lineage: Eukaryota; Viridiplantae; Streptophyta; Zygnematophyceae; Desmidiales; Closteriaceae
Source: the annotation of a GenBank genome assembly
AUGCCGAGCCAAUCCCGGGGGCGGCACGUCGCUUCGUCGUCCGCCGCCCCCUCGCGCGCGGGCGGGCGCGCGGACGCGCAGUGGGACGCGCACUGGGAUCCGCCGGCGUUCCGCCGCUGGCUGCUGGGCUUCGCGGCGGUGCGCUUCGACCUCGAGCAGGGCCAGCUGGUCGAGGCGCUCUUCCCCGCGGGCGCGCUCAGCGCGGAGGAGGAGACUGACGUGGCGUUCUCGUCGUUCCCCGACUCCAUGUCCGCCGUGCACUCGCGCGCCUCGCUCUACGACUGCCUCUUCUUCUUCCGCAUCCGCCGCCGCGGCGUUCCGCCUGCCCUCGCCGCCACGAGCGGUGGGGUUGAUAACGGGGCGGGCAGCAGCGGCGACGGCACGGCGGAGGGGGCUGGGCGGAGUGCGCUCGCCGCGCAAUCUCCGCUGCUGCAGCAGCAGCACGCGCACGCUAGUGUCGGUCGGGGGGCAGCAGGAGGAGCAGCCGCGCGGGCGACCAGUCGGGCGGAGCGGUCCGCCGCGUCCGCGCGGAGGCAGUCCGCCAGCCCGCCGCGGUGGGACCCGGGAACCAAUCGCGCGACGACACCUGGCACGACCCCGCGGCGAGGCAUCAGCGUGGGGUACGGCGGGGGCCCAGGGGGGGCGAUGGCGGAGAGCAUCAGCGCGCCCGCGUCGUCGCUCACCAGCCCCACGGGGCUCGUCGCCGCCGCCGCCUCGCCCUUCGCGCGGCUCGACAGAUGCGCCACGGAGCCGCUCGCGGGCGGCGAGGGGGGAGACGAGGCGGAGGUGCAGUGGCGCGCGCAGGCGGAGGCCGGCGCGCUGAGGCACUCCGCCAGCGCGCGGGGGAGCGCGGGGCAGCGGGAGGAGGAGGAAGCGGCGGUGGGCAGAUCCGCGUCCAUGGGGGCGGGGAGACGCGCGAUGCCCGCGCACAGCCAAGACGAGGACGACAGAGGGGGGCACGGGGGGUCUGGGGGCGGAGCAGCAGCAGCAGGGGGGGCGGGGAGGGGCGGGGCGCGGUACCUAUACGGGUUUGUGUUCAACCGGCAGCGGCACGACUCACGGUUGCCACGGGGCGGCGAGCAGAAGUCGGUGGUGGUGCUCUCAGAGCGCCCCUUCUCCGCCGCCUUCCGCCGCCUCGCCCAGGUCGUCGGCCCGCUCUACUUCGACCGCGGACCAAUCGCCUUCGUCCAGGUGGCCGCGUGGGUCUCGCUGUGGCCUGCACCGUACCAGCCGAGCGUGGCGGGCGGCGGAGGAGUGGGCGGGGCGGCGGGCGGCGGGGGCGGCGUGAUGGAGCUGCCGGUGGGGCCGCGCACGUCCCUGCGCGUGCAGCUGCCGCCCGCCCACACGCUGCCGCCCGCGUCGCACUCGGCGCUGGACGACUUCACGGCCGCCAUGGCGCCCGCCCCCCUCUCCACCUCCGCUCCCCAGGGCAUAUUCCACGAUGCGGACGUGUUUGGCAUCCUGAGGGGCGUGGCAGCGCAGCUGUGGGUGCUGUGGGAGCUGGUGCUGCUGGGCGAGCCGCUGCUCGUCAUCGCCCCCACGCCCGCGCAGUGCUCUGAGGCCGUCGCCGCCCUCGUGGGGCUCAUCGCGCCGCUCCCCUGCUCGCUGGACUUCCGCCCCUACUUCACCAUCCACGACCCCGACUUCCCCGCCCUCAAUGCCCUUAGAGACGGCGACCCGCUGCCCGCCGUGGUGCUGGGGGUGACGAACCUCUUCUUCCUCAAGGCGCUCAAGCACCUCCCGCAUGUGCUGUCUGUGGGGCGGCCUCCGCACGGGGGGCAGGGCGUGGCGGGGGCGGCGCGGUAUGGGGCGGGGGCGGGCGGCAGCUUGCAGCCGAACGGGCAGGUGGCGGUGAGGGAGAGCGCGGGGCGGCUGCCACAUCAGCAGCAGUCGCCACUGCGACGCCUGGCCACUGGUGGGCUGCUCAGCAUGCUGGCGGCGGGCAGCAAGGGCUUGGCGCGCAUGAGGGGGGAGGGGCCGCUGUCGCUCAUGGGGGAGCACCGCGAGGCGCUGUGGACCAACCACGUGCCCGCUGUCAAGCCCGACACCGCCGUGCUCAACCGCCUUCUAGACGCCUCCACCGCUCUGCACCCCUCCGCCUCCCACCGCACCCACCGGACCGGCUCCUCCACCACCAACACUGCUGCUGCUGCUUCUGGCCCUGGUGACGCCAAUUCCCUCGCCUCUGCUGCUGCUGCCGCUGCUGCAGGGGUGGCAGCAGGCGGGGGAGCGGGCGGGCGCCCUGCAUCGGCGUCUGCCCCCCCGUCCGCCGCGGCGUCUCUCUUCAGCCUGCCGGGCGCCGUGGCGGGCUCACUGCUGGCGGGCGUCACAGGCGUGGCCGGGCUGGACGAUGCACCACAGGGCAGCACAGGGGGAGCAGCAGGGGGAGUGGGGGCGCGGGGGGGGGCAGUGAGUGGGGAGACAGUAGCGAUGGUGAACAACGAGGUGCUGCGGCGCCACUUCAUCGAACUCACCACCAACUUCCUCGCCCCCUUCGGCCCUUUCCUCCGCGCCGCCGCCCCGCCGCCCGACGCCUCGCCCUACUGUGACCCGCCGCCCUUGCCGCCCUUCGACGCCGCGGAGUUUCUCGGGCAGCUUGCCGCCCGCGGGCCGGGGAAGUUUCUCGCGAAGCGGCUGCAGGCGGGCAGGUGGCUGGAGGUGUACAGAAGGUUCCUGGAAGGUCCGAACUUCAUGCCGUGGUUUCAGCGGCGGCGCGCCGUGGCGGAGGCGGAGCAGCACCGGCUGUGGCGGGCGGCACGGCUGCGGGCGGACGUGAGGAAGGCGGUGGGCGGCAUGGGCGAGGCGGACCUGGUGGAGGCGUUUCUGUGCGUUGAGAGACACAUGGCGGUGGAGAGCAAGGCGUGGCGGAGGGCAGGCGAGUCCCCAGCGGUGGGCAAGCUGAGGGGCGACCUGCGCGUGCUGUGGGCGCACAUGCCGCCCGCCACGCAGCGCCUCCUGCUCCUCUCCCCCGCCCACGCCGCCUCCCUCCAGCUGCCACCCUCCGCCGCUCCGGACGUUGCCGGGCGGGGCUCGUCAACUUCUUCUGGGAGUGGUGAGUCAGGAGACGCUCGGUGGAGGCAGCGGGCGAGUGAGGGCGCGGGCAGUGGCAGGGAGGGGGGGAGUGGGGCAGGGGCGGCACAAGGAGCAGCGGCAGCGGCAGGGGGGAGGGGAGGGGGGUGGGCUGGUUGGCUGUUUGGAAGGAGGAACGUGGAGAGCGCGGGGAGUGGGAGUGGUGCGGGGGAGAGGCGGGUGACAGCAGGCAGUGAUGGGGGGAUGGGUGAGGAGGCAGCAGAGGCAGGGCGGGGAGGACCAGCCGACACACCUGGGGCUGCUGCAGCAGCCGCUGCGCCUGGUUCUGCUUCUGCUGGGAUGGACCAGAGCGCUGGCUCAGGUGAUCCGUCAGGUGAUUCUUCAGGUGGUGUGGGCGGCAAUGGGGGACAGAGUGGGACGGUGGAGAUGGUGGAGGCAGCACAGCACCUCUCAGCGCUCGUGGCCAAUCUCAGCCUGCCACCUGUCAUCGCCCUCAACGGCGAAUCACACCCCUCAUCCAACCCUGGCAAGGCCUGGUCUGAAGCUUCCAGCCCUCCCCGAGGCUCCUCUGCAGGCUUGGGCCGAACGUCAAGCGGCGCUUCUCCACGAACAGCCGGGAUAGGAUGGGGAACAGACAUGUGGGACGGCAGCAGCAGCGGCUUCACGAGCACCAGCGCUCGGAGCAGCAUCCCUGCCAACCCCGCCACCACCACCCCCGGCAGCAGCGCCAUGGGCAGCAGCACAGGCCACGUGGCGGGUGCACGGUUCGCCGUGUCCCCCGUGGUGCCGUUUGGGCGCCGCCCCGGCCUGUCAGUGGGGCGCACCCCUCCUCGCCUCUCGUCCUCCGCGCCCGGCACGCCCCUCCACCUGCACCCAGGAGGCACCUUCCUGCACGCCCGCCCUGUCCAUGCGCACGCCGCCGCGCCGCACCAAGGAGGGAGGUACACGGGUGGGGGUGACGCAGGGGCGUUUGGCGGCGAGCGGUUGAGUGCGUGUGCGAGCGCAAGGGAGGAAGUGGGGAGUGGAGGGGCGGGGGCCAUGGAGGGCGGGGGGGCCAUGGAGGGCGGGGGGGUGAGGGUGGGGCGCACGGCCACGGAGCCGGCAGGCGUGGACGAGCAGAUGGCUGUGCUGCUGCUGGGAUGGGCGCUGCUUGUGGCUUGCACAGCAGCCGCACUGCACGCUGUGGCGGGGCAAGUUGUCGGGCAGAUUGGCGGGUGGCUGACGAUCACCCGCGGCCUCCAAAGGCCUUUCCAGUCGCACAUUCUGUUGCUGGUGCUCGCCCGCUCUCAAACUAGAGAUGCGCCAUUAAUUGCCUUAGCUAGAGGUCACUCGGUAGCGAAUCAAUGUCCCCCCACGCUCAUUCCCCCUCUCUUUGCCUCCCCUCCUUCCCCCUCCGCUUCUCCCCAUCCGCCUACUCCCCCCCGCGCCCCUCAGAGUGCCUCCACAGCCCAAGGCGAGGCGCUGCCCCAAGGCGAGGAGGAUAGAGUUCCCAGAGGACCCUCUGGUGGAGUCGUAUUACGCAAGACACCCCGAGGCCAAGCUGCAGGCAUACCGGCGGAGUUCACACAGGCGGAGCAGGAGGAGGAGGAGCGGGCGGUGCAGGAGUGGCGCCGGGCCAUUCGAGAGGGGCGCCAGCCGGCAGCAGUGCGGUGCAGUGCGGUGGAGGAGGUGCAGCAGGAGGAGCGCGCUCACAUGCUAGCUGGCCUUGAAGCCAUGGGGGCUCUGCUCGAGGCGGCUGCUGCCGAAGCUGAGGUUGAGGCUCGGGCUGCGCAGAAAAGCGUUGGGAGAUAG